AGUUCACACACAACGCACUUCCGUUGUAUGCCCACACGUUUACUGCUCAAUAACACUGAAAUCGCCUUACGUAGCAGUGUGAGUUAUGGACCUGUUUUCAUUGUAUGCUUAGUUAAGUGAUCAUCUGGGACAGUCUAAACUCCUGCCUUGAUCGUUUGGUUUGCUUUUCAUCAUGAGUAACAUCACCUCCUGCACUGAACCUCAGACCCUUGUUUCUUCCAUUUUAAAGCCCAUUCUCAUUGUGGAGUUCAUCUUUGGGUUGCCUGGAAAUGUCUUUGCUCUGUGGAUUUUGUUCUUCAAGUCUCCAUGGAAAGCCUGCAAUGUGUAUCUCUUCUGCCUGGUGAUUUCUGACCUCCUACUCCUCACUGGGCUGCCUUUCCACAUAGAUUAUCUCUUUCGUGGUGAAGACUGGAUAUUUGCCGAAUCCUUUUGCUGCCUCAUUUUAUAUAUCAUAUCAGUAAACCACUCAGCAAGCAUGGCUUUCAUGUCAAUUUUGGCCGUGGACAGAUUCCUCAGGAUUCUUCACCCACACCAUCGCAUUUGUCGAAUGAGUGUGAGACAAGCAAUGAUGUUGGUUAGCAUGGUUUGGAUAGGUGUUCUACUCCUUCGUCUUUCACCCGCCCUGAACCUGGUUCUCACACCACAGAAAAACUCAUCAAAUCUCAUAUGCCAUAGUUUUUUCUCAUGGACAUGGCCAUCGGUUCAAAUGAAGAUAUAUAAUUCAGUACAGCUGAUAGAGGUCCUGCUAGCAUUUGCACUGGUGGUCUUCUGUUUUGUGAGGGUUUUCUCUCAUGUCCACAGUCGCCAGGGGGCUCACCGCAGGCUGAAGCGAGCAGUGAGAUUGCUUCUGUUUCUUGUGAUCAUGUUUGUUCUGUGUUUCCUGCCUACAGUCACUUUUGGCAUCUUCCUUCAAGUGUUUCCCUGUUCGGAAUUCCUCAUGGUGUGUUUUCAUGCCUCUUUAGCUUUAACCUACAUGAACAGUGCACUGGAUCCAGUAAUCUACUGCCACAUAAACGCUUGGUACCGUGACACCCUGAAGGGCACAACCAACUCACUGGGGCUGACAAAGUUCAAGAUGAGUGCGAAAACGAACAGAAAAUGUUAAUCUACCUGGUAAACUGUUGUUGCUUACAAUCAAUGUGUUGG
Sinocyclocheilus anshuiensis is the source of this 1146-nucleotide messenger RNA. RefSeq names its product oxoeicosanoid receptor 1-like. Gene Ontology annotation, molecular function: G protein-coupled receptor activity. Gene Ontology annotation, biological process: G protein-coupled receptor signaling pathway. Bases 173 to 1105 code for a protein of 310 amino acids. Lineage: Eukaryota; Metazoa; Chordata; Actinopteri; Cypriniformes; Cyprinidae. The record is from RefSeq and is a predicted model, not a curated record. Gene Ontology annotation, cellular component: plasma membrane. The transcript is spliced from 3 exons.